Molecule: messenger RNA, 480 nt
Organism: Lycium barbarum (goji berry)
Lineage: Eukaryota; Viridiplantae; Streptophyta; Magnoliopsida; Solanales; Solanaceae
Exons: 2
Coding region: 1-480 (159 amino acids)
Source: RefSeq, a predicted model, not a curated record
AUGAGGCAUCACGAGCUAGAGUUUGCUGUUGGUGAUAAGGUAUUCUUGAAAGUGUCUCCAAUGAAGGGAGUAAUGCAGUUAGGUACGAAGGGUAAGAUUAGUCCUCAUUUUAUUGACGCUUAUGAAAUUGUGAGAAGAAUUGGAAAGGUGGCUUACGAGUUGAAAUUACCAUCUGGGAUGGCUAUGGUGCAUCCUGUGUUUCACAUCUCGAUAUUGAGGUUUUAUAAACCUGAUCCUUCUCAUAUCUGGACUCAUGAAGAGAUUGAAGUCAACGAGGGAUUUUCUUAUGAAGAAGAACCUGUGCAAAUCUUAGAUCGACAGAUGCAUGUGAAGAAGACCGACACAGAGCAACACAGAUAUAUGAAACAGGUCUGUCAGCAUAUUCCAGCCAAUAUCUCAGCAGCAGUUCAAUGGCAUAUGAAGAAUGAAAGAUAUUGGUGGAACAGGUACAAGAACAUGUUCUAUCUCAGACAACGCUAA